Molecule: messenger RNA, 1584 nt
Organism: Amaranthus tricolor (Joseph's coat)
Lineage: Eukaryota; Viridiplantae; Streptophyta; Magnoliopsida; Caryophyllales; Amaranthaceae
Exons: 1
Coding region: 471-1157 (228 amino acids)
Source: RefSeq, a predicted model, not a curated record
UUCCCAUGAAAUUUCAGUUUGAAGAAAACCUCUUGAGUACCAACUAAUUGUUUUUAAUCCAAGAUUUGGGUUUAGUUAGUUUAUUUAAAAAAAAAAAUGCAAGUUGGAGGAAAAAUGCCAUGUGCUAAGCACAGAAAAGUUCACAUGCCUUCUCUUACCCCAAAGUCCUCUCCUCUAUAACCAUAUAAAACCAAUUUAUGAGCUUUUCAAGAUAGAAUCCUGUGCUUAAAACCCCUACCUUAUUGGUUGUAUGUACAUGUACUACACAUAAACCUUUUUUCUUGUUAAGUAUUCUUUUUUGGUGGGUAAUUGUGUCAAUUUUUUUCACUGAUCUAUUUGAUCCUCUAGUCUUGGUGGGUAAUCAAAGACUCUCUCUUUAACAAAAGUUUCAAUCUUUUCAACUUUUUUCAUCCUUAGAAAUCAUUUCUUAGGAUUUGAUAGAAAAACUACCAUAAAUCUGUUUUGGUUUAAUGGCAGCUUAUUCAUGUUUAUUAGGAAACACAUUUCCUUGGCUAGCUGCCAUAGGCUCUUUACUUGAUUUUGCACCUUCUCCAGGGUGUGUGUAUCUUACAGUUUUUCUCACAUCUUCAGCUCUUAUUCUAUGCCCUUUAAUUGUUUCUUGCUUAAAACCAUGCCCAUAUAAACCAACAUGUGGAGGUGAAUCAGAUAAGAUUAUUUCUACUGAGGAAGAUGUUGUUUGUGAAUCAUGUGUUUCAGAUAAGGUUAUUAGCUCAGAGCUAAAAAUGUUGCAAAAUGAUCAAGAUAAUAGAUACUUGGUAAUGUCAUCAUCAGAAGCAUUACUGUCAGACAGUGAAAACUUAGAUCAGACAAGUUCGAGUGAAGAUUCAGAAAUCGAUUCGAGUUUUCGAGAAAAUGUGAGUCACAGCACAAGCUAUUCAGAUGGGUCAAUCUCAGACGAAGAGAGCUUGAUAGAAAUCGAACUUCCGACAGGUCAUUAUGUGGACUCAAAGAGAACACAAGGCCAAUCAUGGUAUGGGUUUCAACAGAAAUGGCAAGAUUGUUCAUUAGAAUCACAUUUCAAACAGCAACAGCAAAAUUGGAUGGAGAUUUUGAAUGAAAUGAAUGAUGAAAAUUUCAUUGAGAUUGAUAUUUGUAUGGGGUCCAUUAAGUGUUCAAGGUUUGAAAUUGAAGCAUGAUCUUAUGAUGAUAUAUACACACAACCCAAAACAAGAAUUGGGAGUUAUUAAUAGUGGGUAGUGGGUUAAUUUGCACUUGUUUUUGAUCCUUGUUAAGGAUUUGCCCUAACCUUCUUAGGGAAUUGAGUGUUGAACAUUUGAAGGUUGUUCUUUCUUGUUUAGCAUUUGUGCUAUCUUUUGAUUCACCUCGGAUGCCAUACAAGCAUGUUUACUGAAUCUUUCUGUGAUUAAGUAAAGUAAUUAAAUUCUGACAUCCAUUUCUGUUCACAUUGUGCACUCUACUCUUUUUUUUUUUUUUUUUUUAGUAUAUAACAUAUGCUGGGACCUCGAGUCCUCAACCAUAAGCUUAAGUUUUGAGUUGAUUUUUUGACAUGGUAUCUUAUGGAUGGAAUCUCAACCGCCCCUCAUUUAAAAUAUUUGCUCUCCA